Messenger RNA from Onthophagus taurus, 1903 nucleotides. It is a transcript of the gene ATPsynbeta, whose product is annotated as ATP synthase, beta subunit. Gene Ontology annotation, cellular component: proton-transporting ATP synthase complex. Gene Ontology annotation, molecular function: ATP binding; proton-transporting ATP synthase activity, rotational mechanism; ATP hydrolysis activity. Lineage: Eukaryota; Metazoa; Arthropoda; Insecta; Coleoptera; Scarabaeidae. Gene Ontology annotation, biological process: proton motive force-driven mitochondrial ATP synthesis; proton transmembrane transport. The record is from RefSeq and is a predicted model, not a curated record.
UUUACACGACUUCACAUCAGUGUCAACCAUGUUGGGUGCAGCGUGUCGGUCUUCUGGGUAUUUAGCGACAAAAACCGCUGAAAAAAUUGGAAAUGAAGCCUUAAAAGUGUUCGGGACGCAAUGCGGAAACAAACGUUCUUAUGCUGCAAAACCAGCAGCGGCUGCAGGAGGGGUCGCAAAAGGUAAAGUGGUCGCCGUAAUUGGUGCUGUAGUCGACGUCCAAUUCGAAGAUAACCUCCCCCCGAUUUUAAAUGCGCUCGAGGUUCAAAACCGUCAGCCUCGUUUAGUUUUGGAGGUUGCGCAACAUUUGGGUGAAAGCACCGUGCGCACCAUCGCUAUGGACGGUACUGAAGGUUUGGUCCGUGGACAACAAGUCUUAGAUACCGGUUACCCGAUUAGGAUUCCCGUCGGUGCGGAAACUUUGGGAAGGAUUAUUAAUGUCAUCGGGGAACCCAUCGAUGAAAGGGGACCAAUCCCCACCGAUAAACUGGCCCCAAUUCACGCCGAAGCCCCCGAAUUCGUUGAUAUGAGUGUCGAACAGGAGAUUUUGGUCACCGGAAUUAAAGUUGUAGAUUUAUUGGCCCCAUACGCAAAAGGAGGUAAAAUUGGGCUUUUCGGUGGUGCGGGAGUCGGAAAAACCGUACUCAUCAUGGAAUUGAUUAACAAUGUAGCUAAAGCUCAUGGUGGUUACUCAGUAUUUGCUGGUGUCGGUGAAAGAACCCGCGAAGGAAACGAUUUAUACCACGAGAUGAUUGAAUCAGGAGUUAUCUCCUUAAAAGAUAAAACCUCGAAAGUAGCCCUUGUCUAUGGGCAAAUGAACGAACCACCAGGCGCACGUGCUCGUGUUGCUUUAACCGGAUUAACCGUUGCGGAAUAUUUCCGUGACCAAGAAGGCCAAGAUGUGUUGCUUUUCAUCGAUAACAUUUUCAGAUUCACUCAAGCCGGUUCGGAAGUAUCCGCUUUGUUGGGUCGUAUCCCCUCCGCUGUCGGUUAUCAACCAACUUUAGCCACCGACAUGGGUAGCAUGCAGGAAAGAAUCACAACAACCAAAAAAGGAUCGAUUACUUCCGUGCAAGCCAUUUACGUACCAGCUGAUGAUUUAACCGAUCCCGCCCCCGCAACGACUUUCGCCCAUUUAGACGCCACCACUGUCUUAUCCCGAGCCAUCGCCGAAUUGGGAAUUUACCCAGCUGUAGAUCCCCUCGAUUCAACCUCCCGUAUUAUGGAUCCUAACAUCAUCGGGCAGGAACAUUACAACGUAGCCCGUGGAGUCCAAAAAAUCCUCCAAGAUUAUAAAUCGUUGCAAGAUAUCAUCGCUAUUUUGGGUAUGGAUGAAUUGUCUGAAGACGAUAAGUUAACCGUAGCGAGAGCUAGGAAGAUCCAAAGGUUCUUAUCUCAACCUUUCCAAGUCGCCGAAGUUUUCACCGGACACGCUGGAAAGUUGGUACCUCUCCAAGAUACUAUUAAAGGAUUCCAAAAAAUCCUCCAAGGUGAAUACGAUCAUUUACCAGAGGUCGCCUUUUACAUGGUAGGACCCAUCGAGGAAGUCGUUCAAAAAGCUGAGAAAUUAGCCGAAUCUUCCUCGUAAAUUAAUUCGAUUUAAGAUGAGUAAAAAUGUAGUUUUUUAUUUUUUUCCUUGGUUGGUAUUAAAUGUGAAUUUUAAAAUUAAUUUAAAAAAAAAUAGUUUUGGGGAAAAUUAAGGGAUAAUUAAAUCUUAUAACAUCUUUAAGCCCCCUCUUACGAUUACGAUUUAUUAUCUCUCGAUAGCCCGAAACUUAAAACUUUAAUUAAAGGAAUAUUUCGUUCUGUUGCAAAAAGAAAUUAAAUCAACAUCUAAAACGCAUUUUACUGAUGGUGUAACUGUUAUUAAUGUUUUAAAUAAAAAAAAUUAAGAAGUAGUAAA